AUGCCUCCGAUAAUAGUAAAAAAGAAAUUUUGUUUUCAUGAAUUCGACAGACUUUAUGAAGAUCUUAAUUCUGGUUUUCCUAUGAUGAAUUGGGACGAUUUAUUGGAUUUUACUUCUCUAAAAGAUCAUGUUCAAGUAAUGAAUCGUGAAUCAAAUUUUAAUCUUGAAUCCUUAAAAAGUUCUCUUGGAAUAAGUGAUGGAAACCAUAGUAUCUAUUUUAUUCGUGGAGGUGGACGAUAUGGAGUUGAAUUUUUCGAUGUAAUCGAUAAUGACAAACCAAUGAAAAACUAUAAGAAAAAAAUGUUUAUAAGUGAUAUAAAAAAUCGCAAUGAAACUUUA
This is a messenger RNA of Racocetra fulgida, 339 nucleotides long. The record is from the annotation of a GenBank genome assembly. Lineage: Eukaryota; Fungi; Glomeromycota; Glomeromycetes; Diversisporales; Gigasporaceae.